Molecule: messenger RNA, 784 nt
Organism: Drosophila willistoni
Lineage: Eukaryota; Metazoa; Arthropoda; Insecta; Diptera; Drosophilidae
Gene: MrgBP
Product: MRG/MORF4L-binding protein
Exons: 2
Coding region: 81-683 (200 amino acids)
Biological process (GO): regulation of transcription by RNA polymerase II
Cellular component (GO): nucleus; NuA4 histone acetyltransferase complex
Source: RefSeq, a predicted model, not a curated record
GUUGGCAACUCUGAAUCCGGUUACGAUUCGGUUUGUUGUUUUUAUCUAAAGUUCUUGUAUUUUGGUUUUAUUUUGUGGACAUGUUCUCUGCGAACGCACACUCUGUAGUACACUAUCACCAUGAAUGGUCGGCCGAGGAGGAGGUGCAACUAUUUCAUGCCAUGGAGGGCCUACGUCCUGUCGGCAUCAACAAGCACUUCUAUAUGUCCUGCAUUGCACAGCGCCUAUCGAAAUCUUUGAAUCGUGAAAUACCCAGUGAAUUAAUUUGGAGGCACUUGGACACUAUGUACAAGUUGAAAGAACUUGAUGAUCACGAAUCUCUGCCAUUUCCAAAUGAGGAACGCGAAUUUAGUCUGCCCGAACAAGACUAUGGUGCAUUAUUGAAGUCUGUAGAUACGCCUGCUACUCCGGGCGAGGAAAAGGAACUCAGCGAAGCUGCGGUUGGUAGCGACUCAAGUACAAAUGGCAAAGCUGCUUCUGGUACACCUAAAGUCUCGGGAUCACAGUCAUCGAACUCUGCCAAAGAUGCCGACAAGGAUAAGAAAGCAGCGGCUGCGGCUGUUAAGCUUCUGGAUUUACCCAAGCGGCCAGCUAAACGUACUCGUGGUUCUAUGUCAAAUGAAUCCAUAAGCCCCUCAACAACGCCUCCACCUGUCCAAAGUAGCAAGCGACGUCGCAUUUAGUAACCGAUGAUCGAUUGUAGGCAAUUUAUACCUAGUUCACUAUUAGAUGUAGUUUUAAAAAAACAAUGACCAAACAACAAUGACAAUGUAAAUAUAAAACU